CGGUCCGCAGCACACACGAGGAAGAUAAUAAUGGCCGCGUCCAGUUUGAAUGCGGUACGUGUGCGUUUGUAUUUCGAUUAUCCCCCGCCUGCGGUGUCGGACUGCCGCAUGUGUUGGGUGCUUGUUGACCUAAACAAGUGUCGCGUGGUGGCGGAUCUUGCGAGCGUCAUCAGGGAAAAGUUCGAUUUCAGUCGCAGGACGAUUUUAAACUUGUUCAUUGAGGACUGUUACUUGCCUCCCACGGAGAGCGUUUACGUAGUGCGCGACAAUGACAGCAUCAGGGUGAAGGUGGAAAAUCAGCCGCCAGUGAAUGGCAUCGAAGCCAACAGUAAACCCGAGGGCCUGUCCCAGAAAGCAAAUAAAAGAACCAGAGAGGCAGAAGAAGAGAACGAGGGGUUAAGGGUGAAGAAGAAGAAGAAGAAAGCUCCGACAGAGGGCCAAGAGGUGGAUCCCCAACCAGUCGUGGUGGCGGCGGAGGAGAAGAAGAAAAAGAAAAAAAGAAAGAAGUUGAAGGAGAAGAAUCUGCCGGUCAAACCAGCAGCAGCACCAGCAGCGCCCGCGAAGGGGACGACCCCCGUGAGACAGCCGGCGGUUUCUAAACCCGCGGCAGACAAAGCCGCCAAGAAGCCCGCCACGCCUGCCGCCGCCGCCGCCGCGAGCAGAGCCGCCAAGCCGAAGGCAGCGCUGGCGCCGUCGUCGUCGGAAACCAGCGACAGCAGCAAGGAGGAGCCUCCCAAAAAGGCCGUGCCGGUGACGGCCCCCGGCAGGCCCGGCGGGGCCGUCCCCGGCGCUGCGAAGGCUGGCGUCGCUGCCUCUUCCUCCUGGGAGCCUUCGUCGGACUCCUCUCCCGGUCCCAAACCCGCGGCCAAACCCGUCGCUAAGACGACCGCCCCCCCCACGCCGGCCCUCCCGGCGGCGCCGGCGGUUCGGGCCAAACCGCGGAGCUCCAGCUCCAGCUCGGGCUCGGACUCGGACAGCACCAGCCGGACUCGCCUGGCCAAUAGGAGGCCGGGGCUUGGGCACCAAGUUCCACCGUUGGCAACGGGGCCCGGCGGCGGUGCUGUCACCGGGAGGGGCGGGGCUAACCCCAGGGGCGCCGGGAGGGGGAGCUCGCCGGGGGCGGGGAGGGGGGUCGGGCGGGGCGACGGGAGGUUUCCGUGGAGGGGCGGGAGCCCCAGGGGCGGUCAGAGAGGGGGUCACGGCCGGGCGAGUCGGGGCGCAGGGAACCACGUGUUUUAUUGCUAUGGCGACCAGAACGGGCCGCAGCAGCAGCCUCAGCGGCACGCGGACGACACUCUGACCAACAAGGCCGUCGUUCUCCAGAACCCUCCGGAGAGCGCGCCCCAACCCAGACGGGACUACGGGUCCAUGCCCCUGCUGGCUGCGCCCCCCCGGGUGGGCCAGAAGAUCGCUUUCAAGCUGCUGGAGCUGACUGAGAACUACACUCCGGAGGUAUCGGACUACAAAGAAGGAAAGAUCAUCGGAAUCGACCAGGGCACCAACCAAAUAGAGCUGGAGCUUCUGUCCUCUGCCCCAGGACCGGCAGGGCCAGGGAAGUUUGACCUGGUGUACCAAACUGCUGACGGGUCUGAGAUCGUGGAGUAUGCGGUGUCCCGUACCUCACAGCUGACCGAACGGUGGGACUCGCUCCUGGAGCCGAGGCUCAUACUGGAGAAUAACGUGUGAGAAUCGGACCAAAGACUGCGCCCACACCUACACCCCACGCGACCCCGGAAGACACUGAGCACGGACGUAAUGUUUAAUGUUUGUACAUGAUGUUACUGUGAAAUUUUACUUAAUAAAUCUUUUUUAUUGUACAAAA
This is a messenger RNA of Anguilla anguilla (European eel), 1822 nucleotides long. RefSeq names its product coilin p80 (gene coil). Gene Ontology annotation, cellular component: Cajal body. The coding region runs from base 31 to 1686 and encodes 551 amino acids. The record is from RefSeq and is a predicted model, not a curated record. NCBI's taxonomy places the organism in Eukaryota, Metazoa, Chordata, Actinopteri, Anguilliformes, Anguillidae. The transcript is spliced from 7 exons. Gene Ontology annotation, biological process: spliceosomal snRNP assembly. Gene Ontology annotation, molecular function: U2 snRNA binding; U1 snRNA binding.